Xenopus laevis (African clawed frog) is the source of this 4079-nucleotide messenger RNA. RefSeq names its product solute carrier family 26 member 4 gene 1 S homeolog (gene slc26a4.S). The record is from RefSeq and is a predicted model, not a curated record. The transcript is spliced from 21 exons. Gene Ontology annotation, cellular component: membrane. The coding region runs from base 121 to 2457 and encodes 778 amino acids. Lineage: Eukaryota; Metazoa; Chordata; Amphibia; Anura; Pipidae. Gene Ontology annotation, biological process: oxalate transport; transmembrane transport.
UCAAACUGGUUUUCCUUAAUGCAGAAUUGUUUUAGCAAAGCAGUAACUAUAUAUACCGUUUCAGACUGAGACAUUAACAUUUUCAUCGAGCUGGGCUGAAAUAAUAACAGGUCAACACAGAUGGAUAUGUCUGCCUACGGGAACAGCCAGUAUCUCCUGGCCAGACCGAUUUACACUCAACCAACUUUUGAAAAGCAAAAUAUGGAGAAAACACCAAAAAAGAAUACCCGCAAAGCUUUCAAAAAGAGGAUACGGAAAACUUUCAGCUGCACAUCUACAAAGGCUGUUAAUAUGGUCAAGACAUAUAUCCCUGUGCUGGACUGGUUGCCAAAAUACAGCUGGAAGUCAUUGUUUGUGCACGAUUUGGUUUCAGGAGUCAGCACAGGGCUGGUUGGUACCUUGCAAGGUCUGGCAUUUGCAUUACUUGCUGAAGUUCCAGUAGGAUUUGGAAUUUAUUCUUCUUUUUUUCCAAUUCUAACAUAUUUUUUCCUGGGAACUUCUAAACACAUUUCAGUUGGGCCAUUCCCAGUGAUCAGUUUAAUGGUAGGGUCUGUUGUUCUGAACAUGGCUCCAGAUGAAAACUUCAUUGUAUACAACACCACAAAUCUUAAUGAAACAGAAAUGAUAAUUGACACAGAAGCCAGGGAUGCUGCUAGAGUUCUUGUAUCAGGAACACUGAGCUUCUUAAUUGGAAUUAUACAGCUUGCGUUAGGAGCUCUUCAGUUUGGCUUUAUCAUAAGAUAUUUGGCAGAACCAUUAGUUCGUGGCUUCACUACAGGGGCUGCUUUCCAAGCAUUUAUCUCCCAAGUGAAACUGAUACUCAAUGUUCCCACAAAUACCUACAGUGGAAUGUUAUCAACAUUUUAUACAAUGAAUGAUAUCUUCUCCAAUAUUUCUAAAACAAACGUGGCAGACCUCCUUGCUGGACUUCUAACAAUUUUGGUAUGUGUGGCGGUCAAGGAAAUGAAUGAGCGGUAUAAACAUGUUCUGCGCAUACCCAUUCCUAUAGAGAUAAUUGUGUCUUUAAUAGCUGCAUGGAUUUCAUAUGGAGCAGAUCUGGAAAAUAAAUAUAAUGCAGGCACAGUAAAGAAUAUUCCAAGUGGGUUCAUACCACCCAUGACACCAGACUGGAGCAUAUUUCCCCAAAUUAUUGGCUCUGCAAUUUCCAUUGGAAUAGUGGCUUAUGCUGUUGCUGUGUCACUGGGAAAGGUUUUUGCCACCAAGUAUAAUUAUGUAAUUGAUGGAAAUCAGGAAUUUGUUGCAUUUGGGGUCAGCAAUAUCUUCAGUGGAUUUUUCUCUUGCUUUUGUGCCACCACUGCUUUGUCUCGAACAGCUAUUCAAGAAAGUACUGGAGGUAAAACUCAGAUUGCUGGUUUAAUAUCUGCUGCAACUGUCAUUGUUACUAUGUUUGUCCUUGGUCAAUUUCUUCAACCUCUACAGAAGUCUGUACUAGCAGCCAUUGUCAUAUCCAAUUUAAAGGGAAUGUUCUGGCAAGCCCAGGAUAUACCUCGUUUGUGGAAACAGAACAAGUGGGAUGCAGCUAUCUGGAUCUUUGCAUGUUUUUCAACCAUAAUUCUGGACCUUGAUUUAGGACUGUUGUGUGGAUUACUGUUUGGAUUAUUUACAGUAAUUCUACGUAUCCAGUUCCCCUCUUGCCACUCCCUUGGAAAUGUUCCUGGAACAGAAAUCUACAGAGAUCUCAAGAAGUACAAAAAUGUUGUUGAACAGGAAGGAAUGAAAAUUAUUCGAUUUUCCAGUGGUAUUUUCUAUGGAAACGUUGAUAGCUUCAAAAAUAGCAUAAAAUCCAUUGUUGAAUUUGAUGCAGUUCAAGUUUUCAACAAGAGAACCAAAGCACAGCUGAAGAUAAGUGACCUUAUCAAGAAAGCACAAUUGAAAGUAACUAAGAAUGGAAUUAUAACAAAUACAUUCACAGAAGGUUCAGAAUCUGAUGAAGAUUCACAACAAAAUGAAAAUCCUGAAAAGGAAAAGAAAGAAAAGGAAUUCCAAGUAGAUUGGAAUUCAGAUCUACCUGUGUUGAAUUCUGUUCCUAAAAUCUUUAUUCACAGCAUCAUUUUUGAUUUUGGACACGUAAACUUUCUUGAUAUUGUGGCAGUGACAUCCCUUAAACUGAUUAUAAAAGAUUUCAAAAGAAUUGAUGUAGAUGUUUACAUUGCAGGAUGUGAUGAUGAAAUUUUUGAGAAAUUGGAAGUAUGUGGCUUCUUUGAGGAUACCAACAAGCCAGACAUCUGUUUUCUAUCUGUCCACGAGGCUGUAAUUUCCAUAUUAAACCAAAUAGAAUGCAGUAGUGAUCAAAAUCUGCCCAGCAAGGCAGCAGUUGUGAAAAAAGAACAUGUUAGUUCAUUAGAACUGGAUUUUCAGGAUGAGGAGAACAGAGUAUGUUCCAGUUUUUCCAGUAUAAGGGCAUCUGGAUCUUCAGCAAGAUCACCUUUACGCUGAACAAAUAUACUUUUGAAUGGAUUCCAAAUUGAUAUUAAUCCCUCUGCUUUGCAAAAAAACACCUUUUACUGUACAUUUAUGUAUAUAGGACAUAUAGUAUACAUACCUCAAAGAUACAAUAUAUAAAUUAAAAAAUAUAUGUGAGAAGAUAAAUAUACGUUACAAUGAUUACUUUUUCUGUAUAUAUAUAUAUAUAUAUAUAUAUAUAUAUAUAUAUAUAUAUAUAUAUAUAUAUAUAUAUAUAUAUACGUAUCGAUGCUACAUUUUAUAUAUUAAAAAUACCUUGAUUUGAAGAGGCUUGGCUUGAAACAAGCAUGGUUGUGUAAUGGAAUAGAAUAUUUUAGGUAUUUACAAGUGUACAAGCGUUUAUAAAUACUGUCAUAUAUGUAAUGUAUAAAUGCUAAUACAUUUAAAAAGAUUCUAAAACUUAAGAUGUUUGGUUCAGUAUGUUUUAUAAAAACGUAUCUAUCUAUCUAUCUAUCUAUCAUCUAUCGCCCUCUUUUUAUGGCCUUCUACCCUUGGGCUACAUAUUUUGUGUAUGCCAUCUUCAUGUUUACUAAUAACAGUAUACACAACAUUUUAUAGUACAAAUUGCAUACUUUUGCUGCAGAUGUCACCUGACACAAGUGUUGUUAUUCAAUAGUGAGCCAACCAUAGCAGUGUUUGGAGCGUGUGUAUGUUUCAGCUAAGUGUUUAGAGGUAUAUGAAGUCUUAAGCUGGUCAUAGACGAGACGUUUUUAUUCUUUGUGCAACAAACACUCGUUCGUUUCAGUCUGAUGAUUUACCAUGGUAGGAAAAACAACAAAUGAUGAUGUUCUGGCCAUUAAUUGACAGACAGCAAUCGUAUAAAAGUAAUGCCCGACAAAUAGUAGUGACAGUAACCCACUGAUAUUAUCAGAUGGGCUAUACAUGCAAAGAUAUUAUUGGUAGCUGAUAUAAAUCUUUUAACCUUUCAUAUCGACUAAACGACUGAUUGCCAUGGUAAGAAAAAUGUUGGGACACUCCACAGAUGAUUAAAAAAAAAAAAAGAUUAAGCAACAAGUGGAGUUAACAAAGGGGAGUGAUUGUAUUAUUAUUAUUUAUAUAGCACAGACAUACAUAUACAUCAUUCCAUGUCCCAGUGGAGUUAACAGUCCCUAUUACAUUCACAUGCACACGGCUGUCAAUUAUGUAAGGAAUUGGUUAACCUGCCAUCAAAAAGAAUGAUAUGUUAUGUGAAAGUCAAGUAUCACAUGUAUGCUCCUGAUAUGUUUAUGCUAAAUUUGUCAUUUUGGUCAUUUUGGUCAUCCUCUUGUAAGUUUACAAAUAUUUUUUCUUCUGCAUACAAGACAAAUGUGCUGUACAUAAUGUCAAACGUGUCAUUGUAUAAUUCAGAAUUUGCUCAAUAAAUGCUACCUGAAUUUAAAAAAAAAAACAUCAAAAACAGUUUAGAUAUUUAUAAUCUAUCCUCAGUUACAUUAUUGUACUGGAUUUGUGAUAAAGUGAUAGUCGCUGCAAGAGUUUGUAAAAUUUGGACAUAGUUUAAGCUAACACAAUACAUUUUUUCAUUUUCUGAAUUCUCUUUACUUUUUGAACGACUUGCAGAAUAGGAGCUUUUCCAAUAAACAAUAUUAAGCAUCUAA